Molecule: messenger RNA, 2848 nt
Organism: Syngnathus typhle (broad-nosed pipefish)
Lineage: Eukaryota; Metazoa; Chordata; Actinopteri; Syngnathiformes; Syngnathidae
Gene: mogs
Product: mannosyl-oligosaccharide glucosidase
Exons: 5
Coding region: 130-2664 (844 amino acids)
Biological process (GO): oligosaccharide metabolic process; protein N-linked glycosylation
Cellular component (GO): endoplasmic reticulum membrane
Molecular function (GO): Glc3Man9GlcNAc2 oligosaccharide glucosidase activity
Source: RefSeq, a predicted model, not a curated record
UACCAUUGGGUGACGUCACAUUCAAGCGCCCGAGAGAAACGUCAUCAAACAGCGACGUGAACGUGGAAGUAGCGAGCCGAGCGAGCAAGUAGCCGAGUCUGAAAUUGUCGACAGGUCUACAAGAUCAGGAUGGGCAGGCAGCGUAGGAGGGUGCCGGCAAGAGAGAACUCCUCUCUCCUAAAUAAUGAGAAGCCCUCUGUGUUAGCUCGCAAGGAUAAGAAGAAGAAAGUGGAUAUUGGCAAAAUCUUCAUCAACAUCUCCAUCGCCCUCUGUGUGGUCAGCCUCAUCUGGUUCUUCUACGCGUACUACAUGCGCUCCAGUCUGGCCAGGCGCGUUGUGACGUUGCACCCGUCGCCUCCUGUCCUGGAUGCCAAUUCCACCAGCGCCAAGGUCUCUCCAGACAGGUUUUGGGGAUCCUACAGGCCUCAGGUCUACUUUGGCAUGAAAACAAGGAGUCCUAGGUCAAUUGUGACAGGUAUGAUGUGGAUGAUUCAGCCUUCCACCAUGGAUGUGAAACUGAGGCACACCUGUGAGCAGGAUGAUCGCUUGAAAAGUUACGGCUGGCUGAUGCACGACGGGCUCACCUUCGGCGUCCAGGAGAUCCAAGACAACAAUGUCGUACUGACCACCGAGUUCGUCAAGCGAGCCGGAGGUUAUCACGGUGGAGAUUGGACCUGGAGGGUCACCGCUAAGCCAACUAGCUCUGGCUCAGCGGGGCCAAUCCUCUCCCUGAUGUUCUACGCUGCAGCAGAUACCCAAGGCUCACUGCAGGCUCACGUGGAGGAGAAAUCCCGUCUCGCCUCCAUCACGGGCGUCUCGGAAGAGCUGGGCAAUUUCAAGAUCACGUUCCAGAAACCUGUUGGACGGAAUUUGACCAAAUCUAAAUAUGCCAGUUACAACUACCUUCAGACUCUCACUCCCGGCUUGGACAAGCUGACUGACAUCGUGAAGCACAGUCUGAACCGCAAGUUUGUCCACAACCCUCCGAACGGGCAGAGCAGGCACUACAUCGGCCUGGGCCCCUACAGGCCCCCCCAUCAGCCCAACCAACAGAACGACCCCGAUGCAAGGAAAGAAAGUGACUUCGUAGUGCACCAGGUCACCAUUCAGGUACCCUUUCAAGUUGAAGUGCUCUUUGAAUCGGCGAGCUUUCGCAGACGCCCCGACCAGCUGGCGGGACCCAUUAUGACCCAGGAGCUGGAGAAGAGGAAGGCCGAGUUCAACGCCAAGUUUGAGGAGACCUUUCAGCUCGAGAAUAGCAGUUUCAAUCAGGCCUACAUCAAGUUUGGCAAGGCGGCGCUCAGUAACAUGUUGGGUGGAAUGGGCUACUUCUACGGCCAGUCGGUGGUGCAGUCCGUCUACAACGAAUACCCGCUCCUGUAUCCCGAGGGCGCGUUAUUCACCGCCAUCCCUUCGCGCUCGUUCUUUCCCCGAGGUUUUCUCUGGGAUGAGGGCUUUCACCAGCUGCUACUGAGUAAGUGGGACCCACAGUUGACCAGAGAAGUCAUCGCCCACUGGAUGGACUUGAUGAACGUGGAGGGCUGGAUCCCGCGCGAGCAGAUCCUCGGAGAUGAGGCUCGCAGUAAGGUCCCCGCUGAGUUCAUAGUUCAGCGGAAUGAGAACGCAAACCCGCCUACGCUCUUUCUAGCACUUGGCGAACUCAUUAAGCAGUUGUCAACGGAGCCACGGAGCAAGGAAGCGCGGCCAACUAUACCUUUCCUCAGACGACUUUACCCCAGACUCAAGACCUGGUUCGAGUGGUACAACACCACUCAGGCGGGGCAGCUGCCUCACACGUACCGCUGGCGAGGGCGCGACAAGGACUCCAAUCUGUUCCUCAAUCCCAAGACGUUGACCUCCGGUCUGGAUGACUACCCGCGGGCCUCGCACCCGUCGGCGGAAGAGCGCCACGUGGAUCUGCGCUGUUGGAUGACCAUGGUCUCGGGUAUCAUGGUUCAGAUCGCUCGGAUUUUAGACGAACCUCGGGCGGACUACGAAUUCACCCACCAAGUGCUGUCAGACAACGACCUGCUGUACGAGCACCACUGGUCCGAGCACCUCCUGGCUUUCAGCGACUACGGCAACCACACUCGGGAGGUAUCCUUGGAGCAGGAGAAGGUGUACAUGCCCCGCGGACAACACCGCCAGCAGGUCCCCGUCACGCGAUUUGUUCGCCUGGUUCGCAAGGCUCCCAAACUCCGCUACGUCAACGCUCUGGGUUACGUCAGCUUGUUCCCGUUCUUGCUUUUGGUUCUUGAGCCCGACUCCCCCAAAUUGAAGGCCGUCUUCAGCGACAUGAAAGAUCCCAACAAGCUGUGGACGCCUUACGGCCUGCGCUCUCUGUCCAAAUCCGAUCCGUUGUACAUGAAGCGAAACUCGGAACAUGACGCCCCCUACUGGAGAGGACCAAUAUGGCUUAAUAUCAACUUCCUGGCAGUCAGGGCCCUCUACUUCUAUAGCCAUACCAAGGGGCCGUAUAAGGAGGAGGCGAAUCAGCUGUACGUUGAACUCAGGACAAAUAUUGUCAAUAAUAUUUAUAAACAGUACGCCGAAACGGGUUACAUCUGGGAAAACUACGACGACUUGACUGGUGCGGGUCAAGGGAGCCACCCCUUCACUGGGUGGUCAUCCCUAACUUUAUUAAUGAUGGCUGAGCAGUACUAAUAUCAUCUCAUCAGAGAACUACAACGCCCCAGACCUGACAUUGGGGAGGGGGGUUUAAAUAAUUUAAUGAGUAAAGCAAUUUUUCAUACUUUUUAUGUUUUUGACCUGAAGAAUCAGUCGAAUUUGGCACUGCUCAUGUCAAUGUCGUUUGAAAAAAAAUAAAUGAUUUAACUGUUUUUGACAA